Diutina rugosa is the source of this 1560-nucleotide messenger RNA. RefSeq lists its product as uncharacterized. The record is from RefSeq and is a predicted model, not a curated record. Gene Ontology annotation, biological process: retrograde transport, endosome to Golgi. The transcript has a single exon. Gene Ontology annotation, molecular function: oxidoreductase activity. Bases 1 to 1560 code for a protein of 519 amino acids. Gene Ontology annotation, cellular component: cytoplasm; late endosome. NCBI's taxonomy places the organism in Eukaryota, Fungi, Ascomycota, Pichiomycetes, Serinales, Debaryomycetaceae.
AUGUCAGACUACCUUAAGUUUUCUCUGAGCCCGCUGGGCAACCACAAGGGUAAAAAGCAUAUCAUAAUAGUGGGUGCCGGUAUCAUCGGUGUUUGCACAGCGUACUACAUCGUCCACCAUCCCAAAUUCGACCCUGCCACUCAUCACAUCACCAUCAUCGAGUCUAAACGGGUUGCCGGCGGUGCUUCAGGUAAGGCCGGUGGUUUACUUGCAUUAUGGGCGUUCCCCCAACAAAUCGUCCCCUUAUCGUUCGAUCUACACCAAGAAUUGUCAGAUAAAUACAACGGUGAAGAGGAAUGGGGGUACCGUCGCCUUACCACGGUGCUGUUGGAAGGCGAUCUAUCACAUUUGAAAGACCACGACUUUGACGACGACGACCCCGUGUUUGUAACCGAGGAAACAUAUAAGCAACCGCAUGACCUGGACUCUCUGUCCACUCUGUUAGGCCUGGACAAACCGCCUAAAAAGACACUGAGAGUGACGAGGUCGCUGGCAGCGAAAAGUGCCACCAAGCUUCCCCCUGACCUCAACUGGAUAUCCCUGUCUUUAAUCGAUAAUUGCCUGAGCUUGGGGGGCACUGAUACCACUGCACAAGUACACCCAUAUAAAUUUACCAAUUUCCUUUUGAAAAAGGCGGUUGAAGACUCAAAGGGACUGAUUGAUUUGAUCAUUGGUAAGGUCAAUCAAAUUCUUUUCUCCAUGGAAACUGGGCGUGCCACCGGCGUUGCCUAUACCCCCACACUGGUCAAGCUGAAAGACCAGGGUCUGGUUAAAUUACAAGGGGACCAGAUCGUGCUUUCCGUCGGCCCUUGGACACUGAAAAUUUUACCCGACUGCCCCAUUCUGGGACUACGGGCCCACUCAAUCACGGUGGCACCUUUCAAAGACCAGCCCGUGUCCCCUUAUGCUAUCUUUACUGAGUUCAAAACGGGGCCUGCUCUGUACAUUUCGCCAGAGAUUUAUGCCCGUCAGGACGAGGUGUAUGUUUGUGGCGAAGGCGAUCUGGCAGUGGACGUUCCCGAAACUACGGACGACGUUGAAGUAGUCAAAUCCAAGUGCGACGAGUUGUUCAAGCAAGUGGGUAAGAUCUCACCAAAUUUGCGCAGGGGUCAUAUCUUGAAGAAGCAGGCGUGUUACUUACCAGUCCUUGAUGUCCCCUCACUGCUGGGACCAUUGAUUGGUGAAACUAAUGUGGAGAACUUGUACUUGGCUCUGGGUCACCUGUGCUGGGGGAUCAAUAAUGCUCCAGGCACCGGCAAGAUUAUGAGUGAGUUGCUCUUGGAUGGCGACGCUGUCCUGGCAGACAUAACUGGCUUGGACCCUCUGUUAUACUUUGAUGCGUCCGUUCUUGUUUCUGACGGCGAGUACGACGAUUUUCUGGAGGAGGAAUCUGCCACUGACGAUAAUGAUGACGAUGAUGAUGACGAAGGCAGCGAAGAAGAAGUCAGUGAUGAAGGAGAUGAUGGUUACGAAGAAGAAAGCGAAACUAAUCGUGACAAACCCGUUGCCAAACCUAGGGUUCGCAAGAAUGGAAUCCAUAUCACUUCAGAGGCGGUUUAG